Molecule: messenger RNA, 1638 nt
Organism: Cuscuta epithymum
Lineage: Eukaryota; Viridiplantae; Streptophyta; Magnoliopsida; Solanales; Convolvulaceae
Source: the annotation of a GenBank genome assembly
GUAUAAUGCAGAGAAAGUCUAAAAAAUGUAUAUCGCAGGGCAGCCUGCUCUUGCACAUAUAGAGAUUUUCCCUCUCCUUCAUGGCGCCCACACAAGUCUUUCUGUCAGUUAAAAUUCCUCUGCAAUUGAAAUCAAACAGAGGUUUUCAUCCUAGGUUUAACCCCAACCGCUAUCUUGAACUUGAUUUUGCUCCUCUGGAAUGGCGCCUGAGUAUCAACACUUCAAAUUACCCACCAAAGAUUGGUGCUUUUUGUACUGCGACCAGGUCAAACUCUUUCCCUUCAGAAAAGAACAAUUCCAGCCAAAGUUUGGAUCUUUUUUAUGCAUUUCUCCGAAAUACAGUAGUGCUGACCGCAACGAUGAUCGCUUUAUGUAGCCGCGGUAAUAAUUUAGCAUUAGCCGGCCCCUGUAAUUAUUACUGUUUUCGGAAGAGCCCAAUAAAAGAGGAAGAAAUACUGUCUCAUUUUGAGUUGGAUACGCAUUUUAAAGACCCAGAAUUAGAUGCUCUCCUUGCUUCUGUGUUUUUGAUCUUGCUUUCAUAUGCGUACUACCUAGUCUAUGACUUAGCGCUUCCGUCUCCUCCUCCAAGCAAAAUCUACAGCGUUCAAGUAGCCAUGCGUGAAGAAGGUGGAAGAAUUCGAGGGCAACUUGAAGAAAUCGCCAUUAGACCACCUCCUCCCACUAUAAUCCUUCGUCGAGGUCGAAUCAGGUUUCGUGACACGAGUAGCUAUAGAUGGAUGGGAUUAAAACAAUUACACGGUGUAACUGAGUUUCUUCUUGCAAACCUGGAGUCUUGCAUCUAUGGUUUUGCUUCUGUGCAUUCAAAAGAGACACAUAUGCUGGAGCUUGUCUGGAAAGAGCAGAAAAGGUUUUAUGUUGAAAGGUCCAUAUUGGAUGCCUUUGAAGACGAGAUCUCAUUUCUUAAAAGACUUUUCGUUGCUUGCUUCAACUUCAUUGUUGGAAGAAAGACAUGCAUUGUUGCAGAGACCACACAACAGAAACACAACAAUGGCUAUAUAGUGGUAACAAUAUUAGUUUGUACUAAUGCCCCCCUGGAACUUUCCAUUAUGAAUAACGGCGAAGACUUGAAGAAGAACUUGCAAACCCUAAACUCCUUUACCCAACACCGUAGUGAAGUUGACGUUUUGUGGGCGCCUGAAUUGGUUAGUAGGUGGCUGACAUUGGAGGAAUUGCAAGAAAAGUGUCCCCAUUUCAUACCACUCUAAGGGGUGUUUGUACGUGACUCUUAAAGCUGCUUCUACUCCUUCACUUCUUCACUCCUAGAAGCUGGGGAAGACCAGCUUCUGAAAACUGACUCUGAUUCUGUUUCUUCUUAAAAAAAGAAGCAGAAGUAGAAUCCGUUCCAAACACCCCUAAAUAGGAAUGUAAAUGAGCUGAGUUCGAACUUUGCGAUAUUCGAACAUGAUAAAUUAAAGUGGAGAGUUCGAGCUAGAACUCAAACGACUUUUGUAAUUUUAGAUUCAGAAGUUCUUCUUGUACACAUUUUUUGUGCCUACUAUUUAGUAUUCACAAACAAAACAUGAUCACGGACAUCAUGCUAUUUAAUGAAAAAGCCUCACUGCCGUGUGUAAGAGUGUAAAAAGGGGUGUGCAAAUGAUUUUUUUCUCUCUUUUGGGU